Messenger RNA from Trachymyrmex cornetzi, 770 nucleotides. RefSeq names its product glutamate--cysteine ligase. The coding region runs from base 13 to 393 and encodes 126 amino acids. The record is from RefSeq and is a predicted model, not a curated record. Gene Ontology annotation, molecular function: glutamate-cysteine ligase activity. The transcript is spliced from 2 exons. Gene Ontology annotation, cellular component: glutamate-cysteine ligase complex. NCBI's taxonomy places the organism in Eukaryota, Metazoa, Arthropoda, Insecta, Hymenoptera, Formicidae. Gene Ontology annotation, biological process: glutathione biosynthetic process.
CAAAUUAUUGUAAUGUUAUUUCACAGUAAUGUAAAAUCACUCUGGAGGCCAGAAUACGGUGCUUAUAUGCUUGAAGGAACUCCAGGAAAACCAUAUGGAGGAUUAUUAGCUCACUUUAACGUUGUUGAAGCUAAUAUGCGCUAUCGAAGGCAAGAGGCAACAAAAUUACUCCAUCCCAACGAAGUCUUAAUGUCAUUAACUGUUUUCCCAAGAGUAGGAGCUCCUGACUUUACUGAUCCUCCUACUCAUCCUACAUCUAAUACUGGUGCUUCUAGGAGUUUAUUUUUUCCUGACGAAGCUAUAUAUCCUGGCCAUCCACGUUUCAAGACAUUGACCAGAAAUAUUAGAGAACGUCGUCGAGAGAAAGUUGCUAUAAACAUUCCUAGUAUGUAACAGUAUUAUGAAUGACAUCAAUUUCUUAACAUAUUUUAAGAAUCAAAUAUAUACUUAAAAGUUGACAGAAGAGAUCAUAGAGACCUUUAGUCGGAGACAAAUUUCUUCGUGCUGAAAUUAUUGCAUGAAUAGCAUUUUAAUUGCGAUAUUCAAAAUUAAAAAAAUUAUUUAAAGACUCAUAUCGAGCUAAUUUUUUUUUAAAAAGACAAAAUAAAAAUUCAUUCUGACGUCUCAUCCGAUGUGUACUAUAAUGCAAUUGAAGUGCAUAUAAUUUUUAUUUAUUCAUUCGAUAGCGCAACAUUCCAAAGUCGGGACAGGGCCUACUUUUCGUAUGUAUGUCCGUGAUGCACACGCAGGGUAUACACAGACAUAUGGGA